Messenger RNA from Danio rerio (zebrafish), 1829 nucleotides. NCBI's taxonomy places the organism in Eukaryota, Metazoa, Chordata, Actinopteri, Cypriniformes, Danionidae. The record is from RefSeq and is a predicted model, not a curated record.
UGCAUUUUUGACUUCAUUUUUGGCCCCAUCUUUAUCUGCCAGUUGCAAAUCUGAUCACCCGUCUCCUCUUUAUUGGUGCUCUUACCGGCACACAGGGUGGAUUACUCUUCCAUUAUCCAAUGAAAAACUUGGUGGUCUAAGGUCUCCAGCAGCAUGGAUAUUUCACACAGCGGAUGAGUUUGAAGCUGAAAUGAUGCCAUCUGUGUUCCUCCUCUACGUGUUGUGGGCGUUGUGUCCUCUCUCUGUGGGACUAUACUUCACCUGUCCUUCAUCUCUGAAUCUGAAUCCUCAGCAGGGAUCUGAGAAACUUUGUGCAACAUUGCAGCUGCAGCGCAAGUUUCCUUGUCUCAGUUUAAGUUUGUCAGUGAGUGACAAUGAGCAACUCAGUCCUGAAACAUGGCAUUUGGAGAGUCUGUCGGUGAAGGUGGAAAAAAACUGCAGUUUUAUGGUGAUUCAACAAAAUAAACAGAUUCAACAUUUUCCAGGAGGAUCCUAUUCAAGCAUUACUAUAAACUUCAUCAGUACACAUGCAGAAUUUUUGUGUAUUUGCACAAAACUUCACAUCAGAUCCAAACGUGCCCCAACACAUAAUGAUUUUCUCCAGAGACAUGUAUUGAAGACCACUGAUAAUCCAGAUAACAACUUUUGGGAAAGAGUAUGGAGUGAUUCAAAAAAUGUUAGAAAACAUUUACCACACAGGCAAUCCUUCAUGGCAUUAGAGGAGUUUAACAAAAUCAAGUUCACAAAAAAAUUUCCAAUUGAAGUGGAAAGUAAUAAAACAUUAUAUAGAAGCGACUGUAAAAUUGAUAUUUAUUAUGUCAAUAACGAAAAUGGCUUACAAAUUACUCAAAGAUAUGAUUAUGUUGUGGCUAAACUUGAUAAUAAUAACAAGCCAGUUCACUUUGAAAAUGCUGAAGAUAUUUCUGAACACUUGGAAAAAAUGGAAAAAAAUAAAAUUCUUGAAGUACAAAAAGUUAACAUAAAUGGGAAAACAGUGUUGAAGGUGAAAAGAAAACCAGAGAGUCUGAUCAAAAAAGGCACAGAUAAGACAGAGCUUGAAAAGGAUGCUGAGGCUGAAGAAAAUAAAAAAGCUGAAAAAGGUGGUGCUGAUGCUGAAGAAGAUAAUAAAGGUGGUGCUGAUGCUGAAGAAGAUAAUAAAGGUGGUGCUGAUGCUGAAGAAGAUAAUAAAGGUGGUGCUGAUGCUGAAGAAGAUAAUAAAGGUGGUGCUGAUGCUGAAGAAGAUAAUAAAGGUGGUGCUGAUGCUGAAGAAGAUAAUAAAGGUGGUGCUGAUACUGAAGAGACUAGAAAUUCUGAAAAAGGUGGUGUUAAGGGUGAAGAAGCUGAAAAAGGUGGUGCUGAUACUGAGAAACUUAGAAUUCUGAAAAAGGUGGUGCUGAGGGAGAAGCUGAAAAAUGUGGUACUGAGGCUGAAAGAGAUGGAUUUGACACUGACGUUGAAAAUAUCUCCUUUUAAACUGCAGUUCAACAAGAUGCAUUUAACACUCCACUUGAAAAUGGGGUUUUUGCAACUAGAGUUGGAGAUGCUGCAUUGAACUUGCGUUUAAAGAAACCAGAAAAAGAAACCGACACUGGUUCAUCCAAGCCCCUGCCACUUUUGUCUAAAGUGCCAAAAUUUAAGUGCUAACCAUCCACACGUAUAUCUCACCACCAACUGAAAAGAGUUUGACAUGUUUUGGGAGCAGAGUGUAAAGAAGAUCAUCACAGACACUCCUCCAAUUAAAGAUAUUGACAUGAGGAGAGAUGUAAGAGAGUUCCCCUUCAGGGGGAACUCCAGCACUAUAAGUGGAUUUGAUUGUAAAAUCCACGCAU